AAGUAGUGCGAUACGAUUGUCGAGAGUGUAAGGGUAUACAGUAGGUAAAUAAAACUGUGGAGCGGCGUGUGUUAAUACCAAAACAAACUUUAUUGUGUGGUGAAAGCUUUUCUGAAGAUUUCAAGUAAAAAUGGAGCUUACCUGUACAGAAAACUUUUCAAAUGCUGCCAGAGCUUCGCGUGACAAAGUAAUUUUUAAUGAUGUUCGUGUCAUAAACAAUUUACUAAAUGAUGAAAUGUUUUCAAUACCAAAGUGUGAUUAUUUUCAAACAAUUCAAAAUGAUCUUCAACCUUUUAUGAGGAAAGUUGUGACAACUUGGAUGUUAGAGGUUUGCGAAGAACAAAUGUGUGAAGAUCAGGUUUUACCUUUGGCAAUUAAUAUCAUGGAUCGCUUCCUAUGUAUUUGUCCUAUCAAAAAACAACAGUUGCAGUUACUUGGAGCUACUUGUCUUCUGAUAGCAACAAAAGUUAGAAGCACAAACAUGUUACCAAUAGAUCUUCUGUCGGCUUAUACAGAUUACAGCGUUACAUAUGAACAUAUAUCGAGUUGGGAAUUGCUCGUGUUAUCAAAAUUGCAGUGGAAUAUUUUGGCUGUGACUGGAUUUGAUUAUAUCGAUCAAGUACUUGAAAGAUGUUCGUGGGGACACGAAAGUCAAUUUCUUAGAAGACAUGCAAAUACUUUGGUGUCUAUGUGUUAUACAGAACCUAGUUUGAUUCAAACCCCACCAUCCGUCAUAGCAGCUGCUUGUAUAAGUUCUGCAAUUCGAGGCUUAAAGUUAUCAUCAUCAGAGGUAGCUCUUCGAGACACUUGUAAUAUGUUGAACGUAAAUCCGAGGACUGUAGAAUUUUUGGUGGGAGUAAUUGAUAAUGCUGUAUCAAAAGUUGCACCUAGUUUAACACCCACCACACCAGAAUCAAAAACAACAGUUCAAGGAUACGAAAGUCCUCACUAUGGUCAACCGGAAACACCUACAGAAGUCGAGAAUAUAUACUUUUAAAUUGUUUUAUACUGAAGUGUGUGCUCUUACAUACUUUGACAUGAAUGUUAUUCUCUGUUACUUAGCUGUUUUGUAGCAGUGUUUUUUUACAACAAUUCAAUGAUAUAUCAGUUUUAAAAAAGUGCAGAAUUCAGUUAGUACUGUCUAUUUGUCUUCACAGAACUCGAUUUUAUUUUGAUAUUGCUCAAACUCCAUUCGUAUUUUUUGAGAAAAUAAUUGGUAUUAAAUAGUGAAAUAUUUACAAUUGUAACUUUUAUUCUAAUCAAAUCUCAAUCCACAAUUUUCUAUAGUGUAGUAUUCAUACAUACUGUUUGUAGUAAAUAUUUAUAUAUCAUUUAUUCCAUUUUCAAUUUCAUUCAACUUUUUUCACAAAUGGUAGCUCAUUAUCAUAACCGCUACUUCUCUAAUUACUUUCUCAAACAAUGGACGGGAAUGGACAUAACACAGUAGAGCUACUUGCAAUUUUAAAUAAACCCCGUAUUAGAAAAAAAAUUUUUUUUAUUUUUAAAAAAUUACUGGUGUAUCAUUAGACAUAUUUUACAUUUAUUUAUCGUUGACUUGCAGAAUGCAAUUUGUUUUUGUGUUAUUUAAUAUUUAAUUAAUUUUAUUCAAAGAGUUAAGUGUGUGUAUGUUUUAAAAAAAAUUGUAACCAAAAGAUAAGUUUGUGUAUCUAUAUUUUGAUCUCUGAAUUACCAGUAAUUCUUAAUAUCUAGUUAUUAUAAGUUUGUAAAUUGUUGAUCUCAAAUAAUUAAGUGCCUUAAAUAUUACAUCACAAAAUUAUCUAUAUAUUUAAUAUAUAAACGUGAUUGUUGUGGUAUUGUGGAAAUGAUACACCAAAGCGUGAUCUUUUUAAUAUAAAUAUUUUUAGAAUAACUAUGUAUUCAUCAUUAAGAAAUUAAUUAAUCGAUAAUUGUGGUAAGUACUGCAAAUUCAUCUAAUUCAAAACACAACCAUGAAUUUAAUAUUUACCAGAAAAUGGCAAAUACCGCGUUACCGAUUAAUUAAUUUCCUAAUGAUGAAUACAUAGUUAUUCAAAAGCUUGGAAUAUAAACUCAACAGCAAAAAAAACCGGACACUUACAUUUGGUCUUAUUAUUUUGUUAAAUAUUCUAAUCUUUUUAAUUUAUGGUAAGAAUUUGUUAAUUUAUAGGUUAUUUAAACAAAAUCUGCCUAAACUGAAUAAUUUUUAUUGAUCAUUUACAAAAAAAUGAUAAAUUAACACAUUUAAAAAAAACGUUAUUUUUUAUUUUUGUUAGUUUUUCUAACAAUUUAUGUAAUUCUAAUAACGGUUAUUUCUCCCUCUGCUACGGCGAAGGUUUCUUACCCUGUCAGGCAUCGAAGAAAUUAAAUUCUGGACGUACUCCACCGGCAUAGGAUCCCUUCCUUAUCGAAGAGCAAUUUGGAGCUGACUUAAGUCACUAGGAGGAGGAUGACGACGUCUAACACGCCUCCCGAAAUUAUCCCACAAAUGUUCUAUGGUAUUCAUAUCAGGAGAUCGUGCAGGCCAGUCCAGAACAGUGAUUCCUACUUGCUCCAAGUAUUCGGAAACAAUUCUAGCGGUAUGUAGACGAGCAUUAACCUGCAUUAAAAUGAAUUACUCACCAAUAAAUAAAGCAAAUGGGAUCACAGCCUCUAGAAGGACUUCCUCGAUGUACCUCCGAGCAGUUAGAGCCCCACUAUUUAUGAAAAUCAAUCAAAAGGGAGUGAUUCACGAAUGGUACAUAGAGCAAAUCGCUCACCUGGCCAUCUCCAUACUCUGUCUCUAUCAUCUAAGUGAUAUAGACCAAAUCGAAACUCAUCUGUAAGAGUUGCCCAUUGCUCCAGAGUCCAAGGAGAAUACUGAUCGGCAAAUAAUCUCCUUUCUCUUCGAUGCCUUUCCAGGAAUUGUAGGCUUGUCGUGGGUUUCAAGUCUUUUCCGAACCUCAGGAGCCUUUGCUAAUUGUCGGUCUCUCAAUACAAACAGCGUAAUAAAUCGAUCAUCUACUGCCGUUGUUGUCCUUGGUCGCCUACUCCCACGCCUCCUAUCAUAGCUACCAGUUUCCCGGAAUGGUAGACUACCCCAAGCGUUUCGACAAUGUACCGUAAGCUCUGGCCUUCUCUGGCCAAGGCAUCAGCUCGGACUAUGUCGAUAUUUGAAAGAACCAUUAUUCUGGAUCAAAAAUAAAAAAGACAUGUUUAUUAAUCACAGAAAAGGCUUGAUUAAUAAAAACUACUUACAGUUUAGAAUAUGUCUGACAGGUAAAUCAAAUCUGAGUUUUGUCUAAUUGUUUAUUAAUUCUAAAAGGAUUAGUUCAAUGGACUUAGACCCUACAUUCUCUGUAAUAACUGGAAUAUUCACAAAAAUAAACAAAUUGCUGAAAAUUAGCUUUUAAUAAGAAAAAUAUGAAGUGUUCAGUUUUGUUGCUGUUGAGUGUAUAUGAAAGGAGUACACUUUGGUGUUUCACUGCCACAAUUCCUCGAAAAUCACUUAUAUACUUAAAAGGAAAUAUUUUCUUGGUAAUAAAAGUAAUUGUUGUGGUAAUAGCCAAUGAAAGUAAUUUGAAUUUUUUUAAUAUACUGUGUUCAUACUUUUACAUUAUAUUUUGAUCAGGAUUUCACCCGAAGAUAAAUAUAUAGUUUGGAUUACGUAUUAAGAAGUGUACUCUUUGAUAUUUUAUUGCUACAAUCCCACAAUAAUCACUUUAUACAUAUUUAUUUGUGUAUGUAUGUGGAGUUGAUGGUAAAAAUUUUUCUAUAAUUUCAUGUAUAAAACUACCUAUAAAAUAGAAAUUUUUAAAUGCAUUUUGAAACAGUUUUUUGUUAACAGUAAUCUGUAUAAAAUAUGGAGAGCGUUUUAUUGAAUUUUAAGUAAAUAUAUAGAUUUCUUUGUGGUGAAUAACUACAGAGUAAAUUACGGGAACAUUAUUAUCAUUUAAUUACCUGCAUACUGAAACAUUUUUAACCUAAAUAUUUUUGUUAACUUGUUAACAAACAAGAUCAAAUGUAUAUUUUCUGAAAUCUCAAAUUUUGCUAAUUACCAUUUUAUCUCUAUAGUUCCUUUAUUUACUCUGUAUAAAGUGUUUUCUGUGAUCUUCAAAACCUACUAAAUUAAUAAUUCAGAAUCACAGUUUUGGUCGGCCAACAGAUUAAAAAAAAUUUUGAAUAUACUUUUUGGUUUACUAUAUUGGUUUUGUUAUCUAGUCUUUAGUUUUGUAUGUUCGUAUGUAGAGGUAUCUUUACGUUAUCUCUUCAUUUCUUUGAUAUCAUAAAAUGGUUUAGUUAGAAGCAGUUAGAACGUUUCUUCAAAUAACUUUAGUGGGAUUAGUAAACAAUCAGUAUUAUUUUUUACAAAUAUAUUUUAAACAUUCAUAUACUUUAAUGGAGCGUUACUUAUUUCAUAUUUUUGUUAGGUGAUAGUAACAAGUCAAGAGUAUCUUUUUCUCUUUUUUGUCAUUUCUCAGCACUAAUCCCUUCUUUAUUAUUACUGUAUCGCUUAUUUGUUGUGCACAUUUUUUGUUAUUUUCCUAAAUGGAAGUCUUAUUAGUUGAUCUUGUAUUUUUUACUUUCUUAUUUGUCAUCGACAACUUCCUUAUUAAUCUAAAAAAUUAAUUUGAAACUGCAUUAAUUUCAGUACAUUCAAAAAUUGCGGCACAAAGAUGAUAAGCCACCCCACAACGAUCAUUAUGAAACUCUAUACGUAGACUAUUGAAGAUACGAGAAAUCGAUUUAUCAUAUCUAUUUUAUGCGGAAACAUUUAAUUCCGGAGAUACCGGAAAUGGCCAUUAUCUCAGGAAGGUUAACAGAUAUCGAACCAUGAAAAUGAAAAUUUAGUAAUUUUUGUGAGGUUAGGUUUUUUGAUAAAAAUCAUGCACUUGCACACUUUUCUCACAGAAACACUUCUGAGCAUGCGUCAAUUAUCAUGACUUUUCACACACAGAUAGAUCUGGAUGAGAACUAUCGAAUGUUAUCCAUGUUCGAUAUCUGUUAACCCUCCUGAUAUAAUAGCCAUUUCCAGUAUUUCCGCAUAAAAUAGAUACGAUAAAUCGAUUUCUCGUAUCAACAAUAGUCUAUGUAUAGAGUUUCAUGAUAUAUGUUUAUUAUUAUGUAGGUAAAGAAAUCUUAUUUAAACUGAUCCCUCUUGGAUUUUGAAUAAAAAUCAAAUAUUCGUAAAAUACAAUGUGUUGUAAAAGUAAAAUUCUUUUUUUAAAUUUUAUUACAAAGUGUUUUAAAGUGAAUUUUUCAUUUUUGAUAUUGCCAAAGAUAUUUUAACAAUUAUUAAGGGUACAAAAAAAAACAAAUAUAUUUUGUCUUUGAACUGCUUCUUACUACCUGUUUGGAGGCUGAGUCUUUGUAAAAUAUUUUAAAACCAAAGUAUUUGGGAAUGAUAGUUUUUGAAUGUAUUUAUUUCUUUAUGUGUAUUACCUUUACUGGAUAGUUUUUUGUAUAUAUUUUUUUAAAUAAAUAUGUAAUCCA
This is a messenger RNA of Diorhabda carinulata, 5448 nucleotides long. RefSeq names its product G1/S-specific cyclin-D2-like. Gene Ontology annotation, cellular component: nucleus; cyclin-dependent protein kinase holoenzyme complex; cytoplasm. Gene Ontology annotation, molecular function: cyclin-dependent protein serine/threonine kinase regulator activity. The coding region runs from base 131 to 997 and encodes 288 amino acids. NCBI's taxonomy places the organism in Eukaryota, Metazoa, Arthropoda, Insecta, Coleoptera, Chrysomelidae. The record is from RefSeq and is a predicted model, not a curated record. Gene Ontology annotation, biological process: positive regulation of G1/S transition of mitotic cell cycle; regulation of cyclin-dependent protein serine/threonine kinase activity; mitotic cell cycle phase transition. The transcript has 4 exons.